AUGUUCUUCUUAGAAACCCUCUGUCUUGCACACUCUCUCUCUUUUUGCACUCUCUUAUACCCUAUCUCUUCCUCACCUUCUACUCUCUUGCAUUCACUCUCUUGUACUCUCUCUCUCUCUCUCACUUGCAUUAUUUCACUUGCUCUCUCUCUCUCUUUGCAUUCUCUUUUGCACUCUUACACUCUCUCAGUCUUGCACUCUCUCUCUCUCUCUCUCUCUCUCUCUCCUGCAUUUCCUCUCUUAUACUCUUUCACUUUCUUUCUUGCACUCUCUAAGUCUUGCACGCUCUCUCUUAUACUCCUCUUUUGGAAUCUGUUUUAUUCAUUUCCUCUCUCUUGCACUAUCUUUCUCUCACUCUCUCUCUCUCUCUAUUUUGCCUUUCCUUUUUCUCUGUCUUGCACUCUCUCGCUUUCUCCUAUUGCGCUCACACUUGCAUGCUCUCUCUUUCUCACCUUCUCUUCUCUCUCAUUCACUCUCUUGUACUCUCUCUCUCUCUCACUUGCAUUAUUUCACUUACUCUCUCUCUCUUUGCAUUCUCUCUUACACUCUCUCAGUCAUGCAUUCUCUCUCUCUCUCUUGCAUUUCCUCUCUUAUACUCUUUCACUUUCUUUCUUGCACUCUCUCAGUCUUUCACGCUCUCUCUUAUACUCCUCUUUUGGAAUCUGUUUUAUUCAUUUCCACACUCCCUCUCUCUUGCACUAUCUUUCUCUCACUCUCUCUCUCUAUUUUGCCUUUCCUUUUUCUCUGUCUUGCACUCUCUCGCUUUCUCCUAUUGCGCUCACACUUGCAUGCUCUCUCUUUCUCAUUUUCUACUCUCUUGUAAUCUCUCCCUCUUGCACUCUUUCACUUGUUCUCUCUCUUUCUCCCUCUCUCUUUUCACUCAAUAUUGCACUCUCUAUCUCUCUUGCACUCCCUCUUUUUCAUUCUCUCUUACUCACUUUCACACACCCUCUCUCUUGCAGUAUCUUUCCCGCUACAUUCCUUUUCCUAUGCCUUCCACUCUCUCUUUUGCACUCUUUCUCUCUCUUUCUCUUCUUGCACUCAUCCUUGCACACUCUCUCUUUCUUAUCUUCUAAUCUAUUGCAUUCACUCUUUUGCACUCUUUCUCUUUUGUACUCCUCUUUUUUAUUCUCUCUUACUUACUUUUACACUCCAUCUCUCUUGUGCUAUCUCACUCUGUUGCAUUAUCUAUCUUGCACUCUUACACUCUUGCUCUCUCUCUCAAUCUUGUUCUCUCUCUCUCUCUCUCUCUCUCUCUCUUAUACUUCCAAUUUUGCAUUCUCUCUUACUCACUUUCACUCUCCCUCUCUCUUGAAGUAUCUUUCUCACUCUCACUUUUUUCUCUUUUGCUUUUCUUUUUCUCAGUUGUGCACUCUCUCUUUUGCACUCUCUCUCUCGCACUUUCUCGUCUUGCACUCUUGCACAGUCUUUCUUUUCUCUUCUUCUCCCUUUUGUACUCCCUCCCUCUUGCAUUCUUUUGAUAAUGCUCUCUCUGUUGCAUUUCCUCUCUUACACUCUUUCCCUCUUGCAAUUUCUUUUUUUGCACUUUCUCGAUUUUACACUCUCUCUCUUUCAUACUCCCUCUUUUGCAUUCUUCCUUACUCACUUUCACACUCCCUCUCUCUUGCAGUAUCUUUCUCUCUCACACUCUUUCUCUGUUUUACUUUUACUUUUUUAUUUGUCUUGCACUCUCUCUUUUGCACUCUCAUUUUCUGUCUUGUAUUCUCUUUCUCUUCUUGCACUCACUCUUGCACACUUUUGCUUUCUCUUCUACUCUCUCUUGCAUUCUCCCUCUUGUACUCUCUCCCUUUUGAACUCUUUCACCCAUGCUCCCUCCCCCCUCUCUCUCCCUUUCACUCUUUCACUCUUGCAUUUUCUUUCAUGAACUCUCUUAAACUUACAUUCUCUUAUACUCCCUCUUUUGCAUUGCAUCUUACUCACUUGCACACUCCCUCUCUCUUACACUAUCUUUCUCUCACUCUCUUUCUGUUUUGCCGUUCCUUUUUCUCUCUUUUGCAUUUUCUGUCUCUUGCACUCCAUAUUUGCAGUAUUUCUUUCAUUUGUACUCUCUUUCUCUCUUUCACUUGA
Messenger RNA from Acanthosepion pharaonis, 2088 nucleotides. The record is from the annotation of a GenBank genome assembly. NCBI's taxonomy places the organism in Eukaryota, Metazoa, Mollusca, Cephalopoda, Sepiida, Sepiidae.